Ceutorhynchus assimilis (cabbage seed weevil) is the source of this 6077-nucleotide messenger RNA. NCBI's taxonomy places the organism in Eukaryota, Metazoa, Arthropoda, Insecta, Coleoptera, Curculionidae. The record is from the annotation of a GenBank genome assembly.
UUAUUUUUUAGCCAAUACUUGACUUUAUUUUCUAUCAGUAUAGUAUUAAAUAGAAAGAUGAGGUGCCCUUAAAAUAUUAAUACAAAAUUUACAUAAACAAACCUAAAAUAUUAAUAAUAUUAAUAAUCCAUUAAAAUAAGCAAAAGAUUCACAAAAAUCAUUUUGGUAGAGGCUGAAAGUGUUGAUAAUAACUCCGAGUGUAAUCAAUCAUUAAAUCAGCAUGACACUCUGGCAAUUCUCCUGUUUGUACAGCAGGAGAACCACUGUACCUAGCAAAAGGGGGCACCACAGUCUCGGGAGCCAAAACUGUGUUAUCUUCUAUUACACAGCAGUCUUUGAGGACACACCUUCUGCCCUAAAUUCAACUAAUAGAAUAAAAAUAAAAAAUGAGUCAAUAACUUACAAUUACACAAUUUUUGCCUAUAUGAACAUAGCUUCCUAUCUGAGCUGCAUUGACUAAAGUUCUUUCUCCAAUAAAAACAUGAUCUCCUAUGCUUAAAGGAAAAAAUGCCACCCUAAAAGAUGAAAUUAGUUGUCUAAAUCAAUAAGUAGUGAAUUUACAUACACUUUGCUGAAUUUCUUAGAAGGAGGCCUCAAAACAGCUUCUCUACUAAUAAUACAAUAUCUGCCAGUUUUAACAUUAGCCAAAUCGCCCCUAAUUAUAGCUUCGGCCUGGACAAUGACUUUGCCUUGCAAAAUUAUGUUUUGGGAACCACAGAGGACCGUUUGUCUGCAAACUUUAUUACCGGAGGCCUGAAAUUUAGGAAUUACUGGGUGUAGAGGUUUCGGUUGUCGAUACAUACUGUUUCAACGUAAUCGUUUUUGUUAUAAUUACUGUCCCUGAGCUCCAUAGUGUAGAAUUAAUUCGGAAAAUAGAUUUUUGAAUUUGUAUUGUGGAUUUUACUAGGGGGUUUUGGAAAAAUGGAAAAUCAUUAAUUUGGAAAACAACUUUGGAAGUUUUGUUUUGACAUUAAAACAUAACCUAAAAAUUACUUUAUUCUUCGGGUAUUCAUGUCUUUCUCUUCCAGCUUGUAUUAGAAAGAGAUAAUUAUACAUUUUUCCUGCACUGGUUCUUCCAAUAUAUUUUGGUAUAUAAAACAUAAACAAAUAAGAAAAAGCUACUAAAAAAUAUGAAAAUUAUUGUUAUUAUGAAAAACUAAACUGUGUUUUUAUAAAAAUUCGCAUUGAAUAUGGUUGUGUGUUCGGCCGACCACGUUCUACAAUCCGACGUAGUGUUUUUAAUCGAGGCCACUGCGGUAAAUGGGGCCUACAUUGCCGAUAUCAAAACCAACUACAUCAUUCCAUCUUUAGAGUACUUCCACCAAGGAAGCAUUGAAGACACCACUUUACUAUCUGAAAAUUCAAACUCGUUCUACGGUAUAGUCACAUACCAAGCGGCUGAUUGCUUACCUAAUUUAUCCGCAGACACUUUUGGACCGUUUACUAGCCCUGCCAAAGUUUUAGGGGCAAUUGAGAGACUUGAGCUGAUUGGUGGAAAAGGUGAAUCACAUGCAAACAUCGCAGAAGGUCUAGCAACAGCUCUAUGUUGCUUUGAAGAGCUCCAACUCAAACGAGAUCCAAACGUUGUAGUGCAAAAGCAUUGCAUCCUAAUUUGCAACUCGCCUCCCUAUUUAAUCCCUGUAUUUGAAUGUCAAUCGUAUUCAGGCAAAAAUGCUGAACAGCUAGCUGCAAUUCUACAAGAAAAAAACAUAAAUUUGUCUAUAAUAUCGCCCAGAAAAAUCCCCCCUCUUUAUAAACUAUUUGAAAAAGCCGGUGGUGAUUUAUCAUCUUCACAAACAAAAAACUAUGCAAAAGAUCCAAGACAUUUGGUCUUACUAAGGGGCUUCAGCCUCAAAGAAAGACCUGUAAGUCCUCCACCUGGCAGUGUAUCAAAUCAAGCGCAGCUUGUAGCUUCUGCUGUCACCUCAAUGCCCAGCCCAUUACCUGGAAACGACAGUCCCAUCCAUAACACUCAAAUGGGCACCCCACAAAAUCCAAACAUGAUGGGCAAUAAUUCACCAACUGUCGUUAACAGUGGCAUGGGACAAAGUCCAGUCUACAGGUCGCCCAACCAUCAAGUGGGUAGAAUUAUGACCACAACUCAAAUGGGCCAGAUGGGCAUGAGUGGUAUGCCAGCGCCUCCUGGCUACCACACGUCUACAGCUGCUAGACCUGGUUGGCAAAUGCCACCACCCACACAACAGCCCAGGGCUUAUAUGCAACCCAACCCAAAUAAUCAGCAAAUGAAUACCAGCACUGCUGGAGGUAGUGCUUUGAUUGCUCAAUUGAAUCAACCACCUUCGAUGGCAGCUGGAAAUGUUAAUCAGUUUAAUCAAUUAAACCCAAAUAAUCCUGGAAUGAACAAAAUCAUUCCGCAAGGUAUUCAAACUUCAAUGGCACCUUCAAUGCCUCAACAAGGAGCUCCUCAAAGUAAUCCUGCUGUUACUUCACAGGCUCAGUCCGCUCAACCUGCUGUCCAACAAAUGGGCGGUAGAGAAAGGCACACCAUAUGGCACGGAGUGCUGGAAUGGAUAGAAAAACCUAAAAAUCCUACUGACCAACAAAAAGUCACUAAGCAAGUGCCUUGUCAGGUGUCUUCAAAUUCCAAAGAUGGAGAACCAGAAAUGAAAGCAGAUGGUUGGCCCCAAAAACUAAUAAUGCAACUAAUGCCAAAACAACUAAUAGGCAACAUUGGCGGUUCCUAUCUGAAAAACUCCAAGUCAGUCUUAUUCCAUCCCACCCAAUGCGAAGCCCUAGAUUCCUUGACACGAGUAAUGAAUUCUGGUUUUGCUGGUUGCGUGCACUUCACUAGCAAUCCAAAUCCGGCAGCAUGCGACAUAAAAGUUCUGAUUCUCCUGUAUACAGCAGACAAAAAAGCUUAUCUUGGUUUCAUCCCCAACGAUCAAGCUGCUUUUGUAGACAGGCUACGUAAAGUUAUUCAGCAACAAAAAUCGACUCAAAUGAGACAGGGAGGCAAUGGACAACCGAUGAACCCUCAAACUCCAAUGCCAAUGCCUAGUGGUAAUCAACAAAUUGGAGGGAAUAAUCCGGUUACUUCGCAACAACAGCAAAAUGUACAGCAGCAGCAACAGCAACAGCAAGGAUUGAUGAUUUCUCAAACAAAUAGUUUGUCUAUGGCUGGUGGACAGAUCACUCAGAAUUUGAACCCUCAAGGUCAACCAGGUCAGUCUCUCAACCAACCAGGUACCGCUAUUGGACAACCAGGUGCUUCUAUUGGUCAAACUCCAACUUCAAUGGGACAAAUUGGAGGUAAUAUUGGACAACCUGGUAAUCCAAUCGGACAGUCUGGUGGAAUGAUGGGACAAAAUGUCGGACAGCAAGGUCCUAAUCAACAAAACAUGCAACAAGGCAACAUGAUGGGUCAACCAGUUCAAAGAGGUCCUUUCGAGAACCAACUUCAAGUAGAAAGGCAACAAAAUUUGGACAAAAUCAAUAAACUAAAGCAAACUUUAGAAGCUGCCCAACAGCAAGAGCAACAAUACAAAACCCAAUUAGAAAGGAUCAGUCACAUGAAGACGUCUCACUUACAGGAAGCUUUGCAGGCGGCGCAGCACGCAGAAAUGCAAUUCAAAAUUAUGGAGCAAAGAAUGGCGGCUCAAGGUAACCCUCAAGUACCGCAACCCAACAAUCCUCAACAACAAAGGAUGAUCAGACCGGUGAUGAAUAACAAUCCUGGAUUGAGACAUCUUUUACAACAACAACCGCAAUACAGACAGCAAAUAAUUAAUAUGCAACAGAUGGGCAAUAAUGGGCGAGGUCAAAUGGGGCAGCAGCAAAUGCCCAAUCCACAAGGACAAGGACAACCUAAUCAGUUUGAUGAUGUGUCUAAUUUUGAUUUUAAUAUUAUGUAAACUUAUUGGGUAGGUUUUAUUUGUUAAUUUUUUUAUUUAAAUGUAAGAAGAAAUCUAGCGAUGUUUUAUCAUUAUUAUUUAAUUGAAUCAUUUAUGCUACUAUUCCAACUGUUUGCAGUGGUGUCAAAUUUCAAGUUUUUUAUGUAUGAUACUUUUUUCAUCCCCUACUUGCUCAUUACAGCAUAGAGUUGUUUAGCUCUUAUAGCUGAAAACUCUUAUGGAACAAGAGCAUGUCAAGCUAUUGAUAUUUGAGUUGGUAGUGGGUCUUUUAUAAUUUUUUUCCAGGGCCAACAACAUGUUAAAUAACGCAGCUUAAAUAAAAAGGUGCAGUAUAAGUUUUGAAAUGAAGUUAUACAUUUUGUUUCCUGAUAAAACCCUCCAAUUUUUUCCUAAUUUCGCUUAUUGUCUUGAGAGUUAAACAUUUUCUACAAUGCUAAUAUAGAUAUCAUUGCUUUGUGACAGGUAAUUGAAAAGUAGAAAAAUUUACUUUGCAAAAUGACAAGCUAAUUGGAUAUUUGUUUCUUUUUCGUGGAAAAUUAGGCAGUAAUUUCAAUUUUUGAGGAAAAAUAAUGUCUCAUUUACCAUGAAAGUAAAAUAUAGUUUUCACUUCACAAAGCAGAAAUUGUAUUUCGGUACCAUUUCUAUUUCACAGAUAAGUGACAAUAGAUUCAUUACAUACAUUAUGAUUAUUAUAUAAUACUUAAUAUGUAUAUGCAUUGAAUUUCUAUUGACCUUCAACCAACAACCCUGCUGUUUAUAACCCCAAGGAAACAUCUUUCUCCCACAAAAUAUAUAUAAAAUAUUUAACUGUUAUGAUUUAAUAAUAAUUACAAAAUAUAAAAUAUUAAUAAUAUUUACAUCAUAUCUAUUAUAAACUACAAACUAUUAAUAAAAAUCUACACGUAAAUGCACAUCCCUCAUAUGCACUUUCAAAAACUCUGGUGUGAAGGUCUCAGAGCAAAACUGACAUUUCUCUCCUUCAUGUACUCUGGAAUUUAUAUGAGCCCUCAAUCCUUGUUCAGUGGCAAAGCCUCUAUUGCAAACGUCGCAAAACACUCUCUCUUUCUCCUCAACAUUGUGCGUUCUGCGCAUGUGAUUUUUCAAAGAAAGUUUCAAUUUGAACCUCUCCCCGCACAUAUCACAACCGUAAGGCGUUUCAUUGGUGUGCGUCCGCCAAUGGGUAACCAAGUGGGUUCUUUUAGUGAAAUCUUUGCCGCAGUAUUCGCACUUAUGCGGCCUGAGUUUUUUGUGAAUCCCAUCCACGUGUCUUUUCAGGUGCAUUUUUUGGAAAAACUUCUUGCCACAAAUGUCGCACUCUAAAUCCCUCACUCCGCCGUGCUCUUUCUUAUUAUGCAAAUCUAGAGCGUGUUUCGAUCUGUAUUUUUUGCCGCACUGGUCGCAAAUGUAAUCCAGUUUUGAGGAAUGCCAAUAGAGUUUGUGGUACCUCAAGCCUCUCAGGUUUCUGGUCAUUACGCCGCACACGUCACAGCUGAAAUGUUCCGGAAAAUGUAUGGUCAUGUGAUGUUUCAUGUAAUGUUGUUUGACUUCUUUUUUGCAAAUUUCGCAAGCCAAAUAUUUUUUGCCGUUUUUCCAGAUUACUUUAGUGUCGUCUAGUUUUUCUGUUUGUCUUUUUGAUUUGUCAUUUGAAUCUUGUUUUUUUAAUUUGUCUCUCAUUGAUUUUCUUAUAAAUACAACACUGGGAUAUCUUCUAUCGCUCAUUGAGUUUUCUUGUUUUAGAAUUCUACUGCUCAUUGCAAUCAUGUUGCGUUUUCUUAAUAGUCGUUUUGGGGAUAGUGAAGGAGGUUCUAUAGGGUUAUCGUUUGCAUUAUUAUCUUCAGUCUUUAACUCAUUUUCAGAUAUUUGUUCUAGUUCUUCAGUGUGUUCGAGUUCUUCAGUUAUUUCUUCAACUUCCUGGUUUUCUUCAGUUUCAGCGUUUUCAUCCUCUUGAUUCUCACUGUAAUAAUUAUCUUCCUCGCUAGUGCUUUCUGGCGUCAUUUCUCUUUUUCUGGUUUGUCUUUUUGUAAUAUGUUUCUCUUCCAGUUUUACAUGAGUAGAUUGAUUAGUUUCUGAGAUGACUUUGGUCCUUAACGCAUUAAUCAGCUUGUUGUGGGAAUGUAGAAUUUGCUUUCUAAUUGCCAUGCAAAAUUUAACAUCUCUCGCACAUUCUAGACAGGAUUCUUUGGGAAGAUUGUCAUUGGGAUCUAG